Rotaria sp. Silwood1 is the source of this 684-nucleotide messenger RNA. NCBI's taxonomy places the organism in Eukaryota, Metazoa, Rotifera, Eurotatoria, Philodinida, Philodinidae. The record is from the annotation of a GenBank genome assembly.
AUGGGAAGAAUUAAUUUUAUUUCAAUGCCAAAUUUACGUAUUUUUGAUAUAUAUCAUACUAGUAUUAUAAAAAAUAAUCAAUUAAUAUAUCUUCUUUUAAUUUAUGAAUUUGAUUCUUUGUUUUGGACUCAACGACAAUGGUUUUUUACACAUCAACAUAAUCGUCAAAAUAAAUUAGAUAGUGUAAUAAUUUAUUCAACAAAUCCAUAUAAAAGAAAAUAUUAUAGAUUUUAUUCAGAAUUCAAUUCACAACUUUAUUUACAUAUUCAAGAAAAUAAUUUUAAUUCAGUUAAACAUGUUUAUAUAUGUAGUAAAUAUUUACCGAAUCAUAGUGUAAUUUAUUUUCCAAAUGCUAAUGAAUUUACAAUUGAACAUUAUUUUAAUACAACUUAUGAUUCAAUAUCAACAAUUCUUAAUUGUAUGCUUCCUUUAAAACAAUUGACGAAAUUAGUUAUUCAAAGUUCUCAUUUUUCUUUUAAACAAAUUAUUAACUUAAUACGUUUUACACUUAAUUUACAUACAUUAAAAUUAGAUUUAUUAUCUUUUAAUGAAACUAAUUUAAAUUUAAGUCAACAAAAUGAAGCUUUUCAAUAUGUAUCAAAUACAAAUAAAAUACAAACUUUAGAACUUCGUGAAUCCUGUACAUUAGAAAAUUUUCAAGUAAUUAUAAAUGUAUUUCUAUAA